Messenger RNA from Thamnophis sirtalis, 1385 nucleotides. RefSeq names its product THAP domain containing 1 (gene THAP1). The record is from RefSeq and is a predicted model, not a curated record. Gene Ontology annotation, biological process: regulation of transcription by RNA polymerase II. NCBI's taxonomy places the organism in Eukaryota, Metazoa, Chordata, Lepidosauria, Squamata, Natricidae. Gene Ontology annotation, cellular component: nucleus. Gene Ontology annotation, molecular function: DNA-binding transcription factor activity; RNA polymerase II cis-regulatory region sequence-specific DNA binding.
AAGAUAUGCAAUUUCUUGCUAUUAUUUAAUGGUCAUCCGUAUUUAUUAUGUCAGAUGAUAACAUCCUUCAACUUAAUUAUUUUAGGAAUAAACAUCCUUCCCAACAAGGCUAAACUGCAGGACUAAGGACACAAUUUAUAGAAGCGCGCCAAUGCCUUCUUUGACGAGGCGCGCAUCAACGUUAGGGUCGAUCUAAAACAACGCGCCGUUCAACGACUCCCGUCGCGCGCUCGUGCUAUUUCCGAGCUCAGAAAGCCGGAGUCCGUGCGUCAAAAGAUGAGUCACUCCUCUCAUUGGCUGUUCCGACGGAGACGCGUCGCACCCCAAACAUUGCGGGGCGUGACCAAUAGCCAAGCCCGAUGCUAAGAUCUCGAGAGAGUUGGUCUGAAGCUGGCACCGCCAUGUUGAAAUAGGGAGAGGCCACAGCCAGUUUAUGUCGUUCUUCGGAUUUUUUUUGUUUUUGAAAAGGAACGCGAAGACCUCAAGGAAGCCUUUGGAUCGACGCGUGUCUUAACUUGAUUUGCUCCCUCCCAGAAAUCCCGGUGGUGGUAAAGAGGCAGGCGGAGGGGACGGCAACAAGAGGAUGGUGCAGUCCUGCUCUGCCUACCGUUGCCGGAAUCGAUACGACAAAGAGAAGCCCAUCUCUUUCCACAAGUUUCCUCUCACAAGACCUGAUCUCUGCAAGAAAUGGGAAGCGGCUGUUAGAAGAAAAAAUUUCAAGCCAACAAAAUAUAGCAGCAUUUGUUCUGAACACUUUACUCCAGAUUGCUUCAAAAGAGAAUGUAACAACAAACUAUUAAAGGACAAUGCUGUACCAACAAUAUUUUGCCACACAGAACCAAAUGUGAAGUCUGAAGGCACACAGGAACCACCUGAAGUACCAACGCCCCCUUCUCCUUCACCUCCACCACCUCCUCAAACGUACCCAAGAUUGGUAGAUCCAAGCAUUGGAUUAUUGAUGCCACCACUUCACACUCCCAAUAAUAUUGCGGUGUUUUGUGAUCACAACUAUACUGUAGAGGAUACUGUGCAUCAGAGAAAAAGAAUUCAGCAACUGGAAGAGCAGGUGGAUAAAUUGAGGAAGAAACUUAAGACUGCCCAGCAGCGAUGUAGGCGUCAGGAGAAACAGAUUGAAAAACUACGAGAGCUUGUUCAGUUUCAGAAGGAAAAAGACGUGUUGUCAGGCAAAGGUGGAUAUGUGAUUCUGCCUAAUGACUAUUUUGAAAUUGUAGAAGUCCCUGCCUAGAAGGUUAGCCUUGCCAUUUGUGGGACACUGCCAAAGUUAGCCUCAUCAGACUAACCCACCUGUUCAGUUUUAAAAAGCAAGACUUUUUAGUUCUGUAUAUUAAAUACUUCAGCCCUUCAAACCAAUAAAAGUUGCUAUA